This is a messenger RNA of Phyllostomus hastatus (greater spear-nosed bat), 668 nucleotides long. RefSeq names its product spermatogenesis associated 24 (gene SPATA24). The record is from RefSeq and is a predicted model, not a curated record. Gene Ontology annotation, molecular function: DNA binding. The transcript is spliced from 6 exons. Lineage: Eukaryota; Metazoa; Chordata; Mammalia; Chiroptera; Phyllostomidae. Bases 45 to 662 code for a protein of 205 amino acids. Gene Ontology annotation, cellular component: nucleus; cytoplasm.
CGACUCAGCGGCAGCCAUUUCCAACGGGCUGGCGGGGGCAAAAGAUGGCGACGCCCGCCGGGUGGUCGCAGGGGGGGUCAGGGUCGGUGUGUCUCGCCUUCGAUCAACUGCGGGACGUGAUUGAAUCUCAGGAGGAACUGAUCCAUCAGCUGAGGAACGUGAUGGUUCUCCAGGAUGAAAAUUUUGUCAGUAAAGAAGAGUUCCAGGCACUGGAAAAGAAGCUGGUGGACGAGAAAGCUGCUCAUGCCAAGACCAAGGUCCUCCUGACUAAGGAAGAGGAGAAGUUGCAGUUUGCCCUCGGAGAGGUAGAAGUGCUGUCUAAACAGCUGGAGAAAGAGAAGCUGGCCUUUGAAAAGGCGCUCUCCACUGUCAAGAGCAGAGCCCUGCAGGAGUCCAGUAAGAAGGACCAGCUCAUCACCAAGUGCAAUGAAAUUGAGUCUCACAUUAUAAAGCAAGAAGAUAUACUUAAUGGCAAAGAGAAUGAGAUUAAGGAAUUGCAGCAAGUUAUCAGCCAUCAGAAACAGAUCUUCAGGAAUCACAUGUCUGACUUCCGGAUCCAGAGGCAGCAGGAGAACUACAUGGCCCAGGUGCUAGACCAGAAGCAUAAGAAAGCCUUGGGGACACGUCAGGCAUGGAGCCACCAGCACCCCAGGGGAAAAUAAAAAUGG